Messenger RNA from Chrysoperla carnea, 1807 nucleotides. RefSeq lists its product as uncharacterized. The record is from RefSeq and is a predicted model, not a curated record. The transcript is spliced from 3 exons. Lineage: Eukaryota; Metazoa; Arthropoda; Insecta; Neuroptera; Chrysopidae. The coding region runs from base 122 to 1159 and encodes 345 amino acids.
UCAUUUUAUUAUUUCAAUUCAAAAAAGUAAACAAAUAUUAAAUCGCGCCAACAUUUUAAGCCCAAAAUAUUAUUAGCUACUCACACAGAUCGAUUUGAUUUAUUCUAAAACUAAAUAAAAAAUGAAAAUUUUACUUUUUACAAUUUUAUUGCUCAUUUCAACCAACAUUAUCAAUUGUGAUGAAAAAAUUGAUAGAAAAGAAAUCAAUAAAAAUGAGAAACGGGGUGCUGUAGGUGGAAUUGUUUAUGCUACAAAACAACCACAAUAUACUGAAAGCAACCAGGCCGAUGCAUCGCCAAAUAAAAUAUAUGCAAAGCCAUCACCGAAUGUUGCAUUCUCUACAAACACAGUUUAUACACAACCUGCUCAAGCUGCAUAUACCAAAGUCGCUCAAACUGCGUCACCAGCUCCUCUGUAUACUACACAAACAGUUCAACAAGCGCCACAACCGAUUUAUGCACAACAAGCUCAAGUACAAUAUGCUCAACAAGUUCCACAACAUGCUCAACUUAUUCAAGUUCAACCAGCGUAUGCUUUAAGUCACGAACAACAGCCUCAACAAAUUGCAUACAAAGUUGGAUACACGCAACCAUUACAUCAUCAACAAGCAGGUGGACAAGCGAUACAAUAUGUUCAACAAGCAGCACCUCAACCAAUUCUAUAUCAUGCUGUACAAGCUCCAAUUCCAGUUGCUGUGGCACAACCUAUUAAAAUUGGAUAUACUCAGCCAAUUUAUCAAAAACAACAAGUACAACCAGCGUAUGCAACUUACGCGUCUGUACCAACUAAUCAAAACGCAGAGUAUGCACCUGCUCCUGUAUCUCUAACAAAAGUCGGUUACACAACACCAGCACAAAUCGCUACCUACGCAGCACCCCAACAAGCUCACGCUCCAGUCGCAGUUCAUUAUUCCCCAGCUUCAUCUGUAUCUCAAUUUAGUUAUUCCAGUCCACAUGUACAAUAUGGCUCAAAUGGAAUAUAUACUCAAACUUCAUAUAGCUCAGCAAAAUCGACAACUGCUCCACAACAACUGAAUUACUCAGCAUCCCAACCGAUAUACACAGCAAUACCAGCUCCACAACAUUUGACAUAUAGUGCGCCUGCACCUUUAACUUUAACUAAAGUUGGCUAUACGUCACCCAUUAUUAAUUACCAUUAAUUAUUUUAGGAACAAAUUUUGAAGGCGAUUAUUUUUUUAUUUUUAUUUGCAGCAUGCGAAAUUAAUGUAGCGUUGCGCGUUAAUACGAUCGUGAUUUUUUUUAUUUAGUGUUUGUACCUAGUAGUUUGUAGAUAGUUUGAUUGAAUUAAGAUCAGUUUACUGCUUAAAAAUUAAUGGCCAAUGGUUGAGCGUUGCUCGAAAAAAAAUCUCAUCUUGGGAAAUAAAAGAUACGAAAUUUGAAACGGGUGUAGCUAAUUUUUGUGGUUAUAAUACGAGUAAGCUAGUCAUCAAAACACACUAUGCAUACAUGCUUUAUUGAUUUGUUGCUAAAACAGACAGACAAAGGUUUCCAACAACUUAUAUCUCCUUUUAGAAAAUUUCAGAAAAAUGUACUAAAUUUAGAAAAUUUAUUGUAAGAAAAUUCUUGAACAGUGAGCUGUUCUUAAUUCUUUCAUUAAAUAUUUAUGAAACAAUCUCAAAUUAAGGGCAUUAGAAACAUAAUUUAGAGGCUACCUAUAAUUAUUUCAGAUUGUUUCAGAUUGAAUAACUUAUUAUGGAUGUUUCAAAUGUAGUUUAGAAUGAAUGUUUUAUUUUGAUUUUUAUAGAAUUUGCGAUGAAAUUGAAAAUGUAAGAAUAACAUCGUGUAAA